This is a messenger RNA of Triticum aestivum (bread wheat), 2664 nucleotides long. RefSeq lists its product as uncharacterized. NCBI's taxonomy places the organism in Eukaryota, Viridiplantae, Streptophyta, Magnoliopsida, Poales, Poaceae. The transcript is spliced from 10 exons. Gene Ontology annotation, molecular function: helicase activity. The coding region runs from base 1 to 2664 and encodes 887 amino acids. The record is from RefSeq and is a predicted model, not a curated record.
AUGGCGGCGCCCACAUCUCUCCUAGAGAUGAUCUGUUCUUGGGACGUCGACGACAUCAUGGCUGAUAACCAGGCGAAAAAUGUUUGUCCACCACAUACUAAUCAAAUGAACCUCCUUUUGGACAAGAUCAAGAGCACUAAGGUCCCAAGGGUGCUAGUUUCCUUUGAAUGUGCUAAAGAAUUUGGGAGAACAUGUUCCUGUCUUGUGGUUCAAGACUGCCGAGCCAUUGUAAAAGCAUCAUUACAAAAUAUUGAAUCCUCGCUAUCUUACAGUGUGAAGCAUAUUUUGCCCACCAAAUCAAAAUCACAUCAUUUCAUUGACAUUGACCUCAGCUUGGAUCCAAAGGGAAACUAUCAUGUAGCAAGAGAGGGCGAUCUUUUUUUGUUUAGUCACUAUUCUCCACAGCAAGAAGGAUUCGAGUAUGGUUACAGAUCAUUUGGUAUUGCUUCUAAUAUAAGUCGCCACAGUAAAUUUCAUCAAGGUUUCGAGGCACAAACUCCGAAAAAGUUCAAGGUCUUCCAUUAUGCCACCUUUUUGACCAAUGUGACUGCUUUUAGCAAUGCUUGGAAUGCAGUCAAUCUGGACAACGCUGAAAGUAACUGUGCCAGAGUUAUCUCCAUUAUGAACUUACCGAAAUCGCCCAACACUGAUUAUACUCACGGCUCUAAGACAGUCGGUUUGCCUAACGCAGUCUUCGGAAAUCUGAGUGAUGAACAAAAGAACAUUGCUAGUUCUGUUGCUCGAGAAGUCCAGUGCAAAGACACUAAGAUUGUAAAGCUUCUUGGGGGCCCUCCAAGGUCUGGGAAGACAGUGAUAAUCACAGAGGUACUUCACCUUUUGCAUUGUUCGCCCGUGAAGACUCUUAUAUGUGUUCCUUCAGAAAACGAUGUCAUCUCGUUCAUGAUCAUUCUUGAAGAAUCUGGAUACCAAUUAAAUGAUAUUCUUGUUCUUGAUAACUUAGAGGGCAGAGAAGUCAGUAAAAAAGUUCGCCAAGCUUGCUUACAAGAUAGAUCACAUGAUCUCCUUUGUUGCAUCCAGAUGUUUAGACACUGGGCUAGUGAUAUGCUUUUGCUUCUUAAAUUAAAGACAUUUUGUACUGAAAAGUGCAAUCAUGAAUCAUUGAAACGAUGCAGCAAAAACAGUCUCCCUAUCUUCAAAUUGGAAGUCUUUAGGACCAGAUUUUGUACUCUCAUGACGGAUAUGGAAGAAUGUUUGGUUGAGUUAAAGGACAGAUUCUCCGAAAUCUGCUUGACAAAGGAAAAUGUGAAUGGUAUUGGAAAACUGCUCGACACUUUAAAAGAUCUGCAUCGUCUAUUAUUGGAUGAAAUAAAAGAUGAGAAGAGCGUGCAUCUGGCUUUUGGAUUGGUACCAAAUUCUCCUUUUCUUCAUGAGUGCCCAGCUGCUGAAGAACUAAACAGAGUUCGAUUGGAAUGCUCCAGAGAUUUGGAAACUUUGAAAGACUCAGUGACAUUGCCAAAACACUUUGAUGACAGAAAGGAAAUUGAAGAUUAUUGUAUUGAGAAAUGCCAGGUCAUUGUUGGUACCACUAGUUCCACCGUUCGUGUGCAUCAGUCAAACCAAAUUGAUUUACUAAUAGUAGAUAAUGCCUCUGACAUUAAACUGUAUAAUCUGAUUAUCCCUCUGAGGCUUUCAGUCAGACAUGUAUGGAUGUUGGGCGACGAUAACAAGCAACCAGAUAGGAUGGGCGGAAAUGAUGAAAUUUCUAAUAAUACUUUCCAAAGAUUAUUGCACCUGGGGUUUCCAAUGGAUAAGCUGACAGAGAGAUUUCUAAUAGAUCCAGCGAUAUUCGAGUUUCCAAAUAAGUAUUUCUAUGGUGGCAUUUUAGAUGGUCCAAAUGUUCGUACUCCCCAUGACAAUAAACAAUUGAGAAGUCUAAGUCUCAGCAAAUAUUUAUACAUGGAUGUCAGCGACAAGGAUCGGUCUGUUGAUGAUGACUCAGUCGAAGAAGAUGUAGUUCUAUACAUGUUGCUGAAAGCGUUGUACAAAUGUUGGGUAGGUGUUAGCAUGAAACUUGAUGUCGCUGUUGUGUGUCUGGAUAAUAGCCAUGCUGAUGCAGUCAAAAGGUGCCUGGUAAAUAAGCAAGGUACUCAAGAGAGAAUAAAUUUACAUGUGAAAUGUGCUGAUAGUUUGGAGGGAGAAAUGUAUGAUGUCAUAAUUAUGUCAGCACUCUCAAAAGAUCAUGAGAAGUUUGUUGAGGACCGACAUAUCAUGUCAGCAAUCACCAAAGCAAGAUAUUGCCUAUGGACACUAGUGGAUCACCUUCAAUAUCAUGGAGUUCUCAGAGAGAUGCUUUCUGAUGCUCGAAAGCGGAACUGCUUAACCUGGUUAACUGUGGCCAAGGAUCAGUUGGAAGAAACUAAUAAUUUUGCUGACCUGUUUGGUGGUAACCCUGCUUCUCAAAUGGCAGACUGUAUUCGGUUGGAUAAUAUUAUUUUUGUUCCAUACAGAUACUUGCACACUUCAUGCAGCAUUGGCAACAAUGGAGUCUUUGAAGAAAUUCCAAAUAUAAGACUAUCACUGAGAAGAACAUUGGAGAAGAAGCGGAUAUGGCACAAAGGGGUUGGAGACGCCUUGAGGCUGGUCUAUACACUCUUCAAGAGUACUCUGCAGCCUAAGUUUGACAGGCGAGAGAUUUCACUUUGA